AUGAAUAGGCGCAUGCUUACCAAAGAGGAUGAAGCGGCCGGCGAUGAGGUCGAGGUGCGCCGCGAGGACCAGGACAAGAUCAACAGGUUUAGUCGUCUACACCAACGUGAAUUAAACCUGGAGGACGAGCUGAAGGCCAAGAAUAAGGAGAAGGAAGAACUCGACGAUAUAUCCACUGAACUCGAGCUUGCAGACGAAGACGACACGGUGCCUUAUAAGAUUGGUGAUGCUUUCUUCCACCUACCGCUUCCACAGGCACAAGAAUUAUUAGCCUCGUCGACUACAAGAGUGGAGGAAGAGGUGUCGGCACUUGAAGACAAGAUUGGUGGACUAAAGGACGAGAUGACGCAGCUGAAAGUUGAGCUUUACGCGCGAUUUGGGCGUAGUAUCAACCUCGAAACAUAG
Molecule: messenger RNA, 405 nt
Organism: Daldinia decipiens
Lineage: Eukaryota; Fungi; Ascomycota; Sordariomycetes; Xylariales; Hypoxylaceae
Product: Prefoldin, subunit 4
Exons: 4
Coding region: 1-405 (134 amino acids)
Biological process (GO): protein folding
Cellular component (GO): prefoldin complex; cytoplasm
Source: RefSeq, a predicted model, not a curated record